CCGUCAACCACAAUAACGUCGCCAACGGUAGAAGAGACGAAGACAACUGGUAUGAGUACAAUCGCGCGUACAAUUGCUGGAAAUGAACCAACACAAGAGUUGUUCAUAUCGCAAUACGUCCGAGGUGGUAACGAGUACUCGCGAUGGACUUAUACGACGAUGUUUCCGCUUGGAGAAAAGCCCGAAUACGUUUAUAUGCCGAAAAUACGGUUCGAUAUUCAAAUGAUCACAAAGAAUUUAUCGGUAUACACAAAGCAACUGUCAACAUGUGAAAAUGCAUUACAGAAGGCUCGUGUGAAUAUAGACAACCUGAAGAUUUUGGCUGGGAAAGAUACUCAAACGGAUUUACAAAGACUCGACAAGGAAACAAAAGCGUUACUCGGUGAAAUUAACAGUUUGAACGAUGCGUUGCGUAAAUCGAAUGACUCUAAUGGCGAAAUUAACGUCAGCGAGAAGUUGAAAGUAAAAUAG
Anisakis simplex (herring worm) is the source of this 471-nucleotide messenger RNA. Lineage: Eukaryota; Metazoa; Nematoda; Chromadorea; Rhabditida; Anisakidae. The record is from the annotation of a GenBank genome assembly.